This is a messenger RNA of Bombina bombina (fire-bellied toad), 4359 nucleotides long. RefSeq names its product lysophosphatidylcholine acyltransferase 1 (gene LPCAT1). The record is from RefSeq and is a predicted model, not a curated record. Bases 740 to 2329 code for a protein of 529 amino acids. Lineage: Eukaryota; Metazoa; Chordata; Amphibia; Anura; Bombinatoridae. Gene Ontology annotation, molecular function: calcium ion binding. The transcript has 14 exons.
CGGAGGAAACGAGUAGCGGGGAGAGAAAAAAAAAAAAAAGAGGAGGGGGAUGUUAUUGUAUGUGCAUCAUGUGGCUGCUUCCUCUUGUUAAACCCUUUAAGCACCACAUCACUAAAAUCAGACUGCGAAGAGGCAGACAGGAGAUUCACAUAUACAGCCUGCUCCUCCUCCUCCUAGCAGCCUCUGGAGACGUGUCCUGUGCUCCUGAAAGCUUCAGGUCCCCAGAGAUCACUACAAGCUACAGAUCCUCCUCCUCUCCCACCUCCCCAGCUUUCUCUUUGUGCGUGUUACUCCUGAAUCCCCUAGCAGAGAGAUCUCAUUCUUCUAAUCGCACUAAGUAUCCACUCUCCUCCUCCCACACCUCAACAUCUCUAGCCUGGAUUAUUUUUUUCUCUCUCUAGCUGCAAUCUCCUUCUUCGGAGAAGGAAAAGGGGGGGUUGGUGGAAACAUCUAAUUUCCCCUUUGGAAAGCCCUGGGAAUUUUCCAGCUUCAUCAUUCACUCUACGCUGCUUGAAGAGAGCUAUACCAUCCACAUCCCAUUUUUGUGAACUUCUGGCUCCCCCUUGUUUCUUCCAUUAAUUUUGCAGAGCUUCCUUUUGCAUCCAGUACUCCUUUGGAUUUUUUGGAUUUUCUUUCAUUGCGGGUUUUCACCCUUUCCUUUUUUUUUUCCUUUUUAAUUUUUUUUUUUAAACCCACCCCUCCCCCUUGGUGCCCACCGUGCUUUGCUAUAUUGUGCAUCAUGAGGCUGACGAGGAACAGACGCUUUUCACCCCAGGGACUGGAGCAGGAGCUUAACCCACCGGUCAGGAACCCCUUUGUGCAUGACCUGCGCUUCACCCCACUGCAAAAAGCCAAAAUCUUCUUCAUGACGUUGACACUAUUUCCUAUCCGCCUCUUCUUUGCGGCCUUUAUGAUGCUUCUGGCUUGGCCUUUUGCCUUUGUCGCUGCAAUGGGCCGUACUGAGAAACAGCUUGAAAUGCCCCUCUCAUGGUGGAGAAAGUUAUUGGACAUUGCUUUAAAAGCAAUCAUGAGGGCAAUGUGGUUUGCUGGCGGAUUUCACUGGGUGACGGUGAAAGGAAGACAGGCUUUACCAGCAGAAGCUCCCAUUCUGACCCUUGCUCCUCAUUCUUCUUACUUUGAUGCCAUUCCAGUAACUAUGACGAUGGCUUCUAUAGUGAUGAAGGCAGAAAGCAAGGAUAUUCCAGUGUGGGGAACCUUAAUCAACUAUAUUCGGCCGGUGUUUGUAUCUCGCUCAGAUCAGGAUUCACGCAAAAAGACAGUAGAGGAGAUCAGGCGAAGGGCUCAGUCUAAUGGCUUGUGGCCACAGGUAAUGAUUUUCCCAGAAGGAACCUGCACCAACAGAUCUUGCCUCAUUACCUUCAAACCUGGAGCAUUCAUUCCAGGAGUGCCUGUACAGCCUGUGGUUUUAAGAUAUCCAAACAAGAUGGACACAAUAACUUGGACGUGGCAAGGGCCAGGAGCGAUGGACAUUCUUUGGCUUUCUUUGUGCCAGUUUCACAAUUAUGUGGAAAUUGAAUUUCUUCCUAUUUAUACUCCAUCUGAAGAAGAGAAGAAAGACCCAGCUCUUUAUGCACACAAUGUAAGACGUGUAAUGGCCAAAGCUUUGGGCGUAUCAGUCACUGACUACACAUUUGAAGACUGCCAGCUGGCAUUGGCAGAUGGGCAGCUUCGUCUUCCUUCAGACACUUCACUCUUGGAGUUUGCCAGACUUGUAAGAAGUCUAGGACUAAAACCAGAAAAGCUAGAGAAAAAACUUGAUAAAUACUGUGACAGUGCGAAGAAAAGGAAAGGUGAAAAGAUCAGCCUUAAAGAGUUUGCUUCAUAUUUAAAUGUUGAUGUCACUGAUGUAUUAGAGGACCUAUUUGUAUUAUUUGAUGAGAAUGAAAAGGGCACUAUUGAUCUAAGAGAAUACGUCAUUGCUUUGUCUGUAGUGUGCAGACCUUCGAAGACAUUAGAAACUAUUCAACUGGCUUUUAAGAUGUACCAAUCAGACACAGAUGAAACGAUAGUUGAAGAUGAUUUAACUGUCAUUUUGAAGACUGCAUUGGGCGUAUCAGAACUUAAUGUAACAGAUCUUUUCAGAGCAAUAGAUGAGGAAGGAAAAAAUAAAAUUACAUACGAUGACUUUGACAGGUUUGCAGCAAUGAACCCAAACUUUGCUCAAGAUUACCUUUAUCCAGAUCAGGUGGACUUGGCAAAGCAUGUGCAUAGCCAAAAUGCACCUGCACCUAAUGGCAUAUGUACAGAUUUUACACCAGACAACAUUGAACAGCUACAGAACAAUCCUGAAGAAAAGAAGCUUAACUAACAAUGGAAUACAUUGCCUCUCCUGGCGAGGGGUGUUUGUUUGCAGUACCUCUACUAAGGCUCUGAACAUUGUUGUUCUCACCUGUUAAUUAUAAUAAAUAUAUAUGUACCUGACUGUCCUUUACAGACUCAUUUCAGAUUCCAUGUAUCAUAUAUUACUCAGUACAAGUUUAAAUUGUUGUAAAAAUCAGUUUGAUCAUUCUUUACCUUAUUUGUUUUCUAGAAGAAAGUCUAAAAUGUUAAUUGCAGAUAUAAUGCAGGUCAGUUAUUGAACAACUAUCUGGUCUUCUGGUCUAUGUAAUGAUUAAAUACCGUAUAUGCACCUUUUUAUCGUAUUCAUGAUCUCAUGAUGAUCAAUAUGUCUGCCAUUAUUGUUGUAUGUAGCUUUAAAUUCCAGUUGAAUUUUUCUCUUUACCGUAUUUGUUUUGCAGUUUUCCGAUUGCACCUCUGUAUGGCACUUUGGAAAUGUAAAUUCUGCAUUGAAACACCAAAUCUAACCUGUCUCCUGAUAAGAUCCAACCAACACUCAUUUAUUUUCAUGUGCUGUACAGAGUGCAUGCGCAACAUACAAUGUCAAUUUGUUUCUGUAUUAGUGCACUUAAAUGAACUAGUUUACUUAGGGGAACAGUUGUUUUUUUUCUUAACAUCUUUAAUAACUAAUGGAUACAUUUUUUUUGGUGAGCGUUUAGUUUUAUUAAAUCUACAAAAACAGUACUUUGUCGAAUUAUACAGAGAGCAGCAUUGGUGUCCUCUUUAGAGAGGUUAAACUGCUUCUCUACACAAUACUCUAGUUUGCUAUUUUAGGUAAAUGGUUUACAAGCCUUUCAUUACCUCGAAGCUGUUACGGUGAUGAAGCUUAGUACAUUAAUAACAAUAAUGCUCUAAUAUUUUAUUAGGACUUAAAAUCUUCUUGAGAGCAGAAACUGUGUGAUCAAAUUUGAUGGAAACAUUUUUUUGUGAACUAAAAUUGCUGUCCCGUUUAAAAAACGUUACCUAAAUAAUGUUCUUCUGGGUUUACUCAGCUCUUAUUUUUUGAUUUGUUUAGUUAAUUCAAUAAUAAGAAUAAUCUAUUAAAUUGUUGCAAAUUGCUGUUGUUAGUUUGCUGAACAAAUGUUCAGACGUUAUAUAUGAUGUCAAUGAAGAAAUGUUUGAUCUCAGGUCAAUCGUGUGUUUAUGAUGUACACAGUGUAUGCCCAGGUUCCAUUUUUGAGGUCUUCAUAAGCUGUGCUUUGAUACCUCCUAUUUCAUCUCUACCUUUUUUUAAUAAAUGUCUCUAUUGUUUUCACCGUGUGCAUUCAGAUGCAUACAGUGCCUCCCUUUUCAUACAGUAAGUGCUUAAUAUGGAAACGUGCAGGACCAUAUAAGAGAGAGUAUUUUUUUAGAGUCUUCUGCAAAUCCAACAUAAAAAAAAACUUCAAAUCGCCACGUGAACUUCUGUGGCUAUGACAAUAAAUUCAGCACAAAACAAAAAAAGUGCUUUCUGCUUAAUCAUUCCAAGGGAAACUGUUGCUUUGAUUUUAAUUAAUUGCAACAAAUUUUAAGAAACAAUGAUGUGCCUCUGUUUGAUAGGUCCAUUGAAGUCCCCUUGAGUCCUAACAAACGGAACUUCAGAUACUAUUUGGAUACACAAGUCCAAAGCUUAUAAUCUAUAACACCUGUUCUAUUUGGAUGAGGGACUGAGUACCUGGAAAGGAGGCUCUGUACUGUGUGUGUAUAUAUAAAUAUAUAUAAAUAUAUAUUAAAAAAAAAAGUUUAAUACUGUAAAGGAAUGUGACCACUUUUCUUGUGUAAACUACAAAUGUGUGUAAACCUGGUAUACAGAAAGGGGUGUAUAGCAAAUACACAUCUUAUCACUAUUAACAUUUUCUUAAAACAGUUAUGUUUAUAUUGUUUUAUUAAAUAAUUCAUUCUCUACUGUAAAACUGAAAGUGUGUUUUAGUAAUAGGGUUCUUUGGAUCAAUGUUAGAAUUUAUGUCCAAACUGUAGUUCAGACUUUCUAAAAGAAAUAAAGUGGGCAUAAUAUUAACAUCA